Messenger RNA from Polychytrium aggregatum, 681 nucleotides. RefSeq lists its product as uncharacterized. NCBI's taxonomy places the organism in Eukaryota, Fungi, Chytridiomycota, Chytridiomycetes, Polychytriales. The record is from RefSeq and is a predicted model, not a curated record. The coding region runs from base 1 to 681 and encodes 226 amino acids. The transcript has a single exon. Gene Ontology annotation, molecular function: protein binding.
AUGACCUUCCUCGGCCGCGGCACCCCCCGAGACCGACAAAAGGGAGCAGAAUUGAUUCGCCAGAGCAAAGCCAAGGACUUUGAAUUUGGCGAGAGCUCUCUCGAUGCACAGAAGCUCGUCGCAUCCCUCAGUCCGGCAGCCUGUGAGCUCUUCAAGUGGUGCAAAUUCGGCUCGGACUACGAUUGGCUGUGUCAGCACCUGAUGGCCAUCUGUCUUCUCGGCGGUUUCGGAGUCGCCAAGGAUCAAAUCCGCGCUGUGGGUAUUCUGCACGAACUUGCGGACGAAGGCCGGGAGAUCAGCGAGUACUGGCUUGGACAGUGCCACAAGAAUGGCUGGGGAGUCGUCAAGAACGCCCAGCGAGCCGAAAUAUGGUAUCGCCGCGCCGCACAGCACGGGAAUGCAUGCGCCCAGUUCAAGCUUGGGGAGAGUCUGUAUUCCGGGGACGGCGGAGCGAAGAACCUGCCCGAGGCUGCCGAGUGGUUCACCAAGGCUGCGAUUCAGGGCAACUCCGAUGCCCAGUGGAAUCUUGGCUAUUGCUACGAAAACGGGCUGGGAGUCGACCAGAACUCCACGGCCUGCAUGACCUGGUACCGCCGAGCCGCCGAGCAGGGCCAUAUCAAAGCUUCCACGCGCAUUGGGCUCCAAACAAGCUUGAGCUUCGCGUGGUUCGGUCAGCGAUAG